UUUUGUCCGAUUAGCAAAACGCAACGAAAAACUAAAAUCCCAUCCAAAUUUAAAUUGUGGUCGUUCGUUUGUUUUUAGUUUAUAAUUUUAUACCACGAAACGUAGUACUUUUAAUUCGUUUGUCGUGAAUUUCAUUUCUACAAUUUACUGCAAUGUGCUAGUAAAACUAAACCGAAGAAAUUGAUUAAUUCAACGAAAGAAAUUUAAAAAUAAAAACAACAAAUUGAAAACCUAUGCGUAAGCGUGUGACGACGAAGAAGAAAAGUGCAACAAAUACAUGAAUACAAUUAAUAGAUCAACGUGAAGCCUAAAUUAAAUCCCUAGUUAACCAAAAUCACCAAAAUAUUUUCAUAGUUUUUAAGAAAUAUUUUAAGUGUGAUAGCAAGUUCUAAAACACAUCAAAAGAAGUUAUUUUCAAAAACAAAUCAACUGCAAACCAUUUCGAAUCGAAUCAAGUCGAAUUGAUUCGAUUAACAGCUGUGCUGUCCACAUGCACCUGUGUGUGUGAGGGGGCGCGCGCGUGUGCGUGUACGUGAGUGUUUAGUGUGUGUGUGUCACAUUGUUAGUGGCGAAAAUUGAAACGCCCGCUAAACAAAGUCAAACGCUAGAUGGCGCUGUCCCUGCCGCCUGUGACCAGUGUUGUUGUUGUUGAUGUUGAUGCUGCAGCUAAUAAAACGCGGAAAGGCAAAUUAUAACCGCCCACCAAACCCCACAACACAAAACCACCCCCCAAAAGGCAGUCGGAUAAAUAAAUAAAUUUCAAUUUAUUAGCAUAACAAAAUCAACUCCCCAACAAAAAAAUAAUAAAUAACAAGAGUUUCGCAUUACCCAUCGUCGCUCGGUUCAAAUUGCGUCGCGUCGCGUCGCGAUCGUCGCUAGUCCUCGGAUCGGAUCGGAACGGAACAUUAUAGUACGGACGGUUACGGAUCAGAUCGGAUCAGUUGGCAGUCGGUGGCACCUGACAACGCAACGCUAACCGCUAUUAUGCAUCGGCGUCGUCGGCUGGCCAGUGCAAAAAUCGCAUUCAAAUUGGCGGGCGAACAGCAGCUAACACAACUGACAGAACGCAAAUAAAUAUAUAAACAGUCAAUAAUAAAUAAUUACCCGUAGUUGUGACAACCGAGGGUGUAUCGUAACUUUUUCCGUGGCCCAAAUAAUCCAAGAAUCGUCAGCAAUCCUGGAUUAUUUGCUAAAGACUUUGCGCACGCUGAAAUCUAAUUCGAUUAUGGCCGAGAAUCAAAGUGCGGCCAGCGAAGAUUCCGGUCACCAACAGCAGCAGCAGCAACAGCAACACCACCAACAUCAGCAACCACUAGCCGCCACAUCAGUCACCGCCGCUUCAGCCACAUCGAGCUUAGCUAACCAGUCGCCCACUAACUCGCAGGCCUCAUCGCCGGAAAACUCACAGGAAGCACUGCCCUUGGUGCGACGCCAAUCAUCAUCAGCAGCAGCCACAGUAGCAACAGCAGCAGCAACAGUUGCAGCCACAAGCAGCAACACUCCGCAGCAGCAGCGCAGCAGCAUCAGCAACAUGUUCGAUCGCACGGUGAAUGCCAAGUUCAAGCCGGCCGCUUCAAAUGCCGGAACCGGCAACAAUCCGGGACGCAGGAACUCCAUGCUGACACCGGCCCGAGGGGUCAGCGUGGGCGGCACUGGCGGCAACAUACGCAAGCUGACCAAGGUGAACUCCCUGACCAGCAACCAUCACUUUGCUCCGUGCUAUCCCCCCAGCAACAUCUAUCAGAACAGCAACAAUGCCGGCAGCAACUCGGCUUUGCAGCGCACGACCAGCGAAAGUUUGCGUCUAAACUCGCUGAGUCGUGUGGCAGCAGCGGCAGCCACAUCGGUGUCCAGAGCCAGUAGCAACUCGAGCCUGGCCACGUCCACCUCCACAUCGCUGGCCCCCAAAUCCAGCAGUAGCAGUGGUGGCAGCAACUCGACCCCGCAGCAACAGCAGCCGGUAAGCAGCAGCAACAGCAGCAGCAGUGGAGGCAGCAACAACAGCGGUUACACCAAGGCCAGUUCCCCCAACAAUAAUGGGGCACGUUCGGUGGGCGGAGCAACUGCAACUGCAGCUCCAGCGGCAGCAGCAGGCAGCCAUCACCAUCAGCCACAUCACCACCAUCAUCACCAUCACCACCACCAGCAUCACAACCACCAGCAGCAGCAUCAGCAUCAGACUAGCCUCAGCCAAGGACACGCCUCGUUGACCGUCGCCGGUGGGGCUGCUGCGGGUGGGGGUGGCGGGGGCUCCUCGGGGGCCACUGGAGGUGCCACCAAUCGCAAACCAAAGACGACUUCCUCAUUCGAAAUCACCUCGGUGACGGUGGGCCAUCCCAAGCUGAAUGCUGCCGGCGAUACUGGAGACGAGUCGGCCGAUGAUCUGGACGAAUCUCACACGGAUGACAAUAGUCGGAUAACGGACCUGGAGAACGAGACGCCCUCGAUGUCCGAGGACACGUUCUCCAAGGAGGAGGUGUACUAUGCCAACAAUGCCCUCAGCACGAAUGCGCCGGUGAUACCGACUAGCUCGCAAUACGGCCUCGUGGUGGUGGAUCCCAUUGGUCCGUCGCUGGGCCAGACGAUCCAGAAUGUGCAGGUGAACGUGUCGGAUAACAUCAUCAACGUGGUGAGUGGUGCCGUCACACCGGGGGGCACCAAGAAGAAGGACGACAUCAAGGAGACGCAGCAUCGCAGCGAGCGGUUCAAGGUGGUCAAAAUCGAGUCCACGGAGCCGUUCAAGCGGGGUCGCUGGAUGUGCAUGGAUUACCUGGACCACUCGAGUGUGGGUAAUGGUGGUAAUAACAACGAAAAGACUGGCUCUUCUACUUCCGAUGCGCACGCAGCCACGGCUGACGGUGCAGCAGGUGUUGCCGGUGGGUCGGAGGCCCUGCCGCACAAGACCACCCAGAGUAUGAUUCUGCCGCCCACCCAGAAGCUGAACGAGAAUCAUCUGGAGGCCAACUCGACCGAUGCCAAUUGGAACUAUGCCGAGCAACAGCAGCAGCAACAGUCGCAGCAGCUGUCGCAAUCCCAGCAGCAAUCCUCGCAGCAGCAGCAGCAACAGGCUCAGAUAAGUGCCACGCCCAGUGGGGUGAUGACGGCCCCCGCUACAGUGGUGCACGGGAUGCAUCAGCUUCACAUGGAGGCCCAGCAGCAACAACAGCAACUCUUCGACAGCGUCAAUGCCAAUGCCAGUUCACCCAACCCGCCCGGUGACCCCAACAACUUGGACUAUGCUCGAACAGCGGCCAUGCAGUUGCACCAAACGCUGCAGCAGCUGAAGCAGCGCGAGGAGGCCAUGGACGUGCCGCCAGGGGGUUAUCAAAAUUACCAGAACGGCGGCGAUGUUGCUGGCGGGGCGGCCAACAACAACAACAGCGGUGGAGCGGCAGCUGGCGAGUCGCAGCUCAGCACCAGCUAUGUGGAGCAACAGCAGCAGCCGCUGUCGCCGGCACCACUCACGCCCCAGGCCACGCCCACAUUCGCAGCUGUUGCUGCCGGGCAGGCGCCAAACUUCCAAUUGGAGCAACAGCAUCAGCAGCAACAAGCAACAUCGCAGAUUGACGGGAUAGUCUCACAGCCAUUUAACCAACAGCAGCAGCAGCAGACCCCACUGCAAUCAAACCCACAGCAAACCCCAGCAGCAGCAACAUCUGCAGUUGCUGCAGCACCACCACAACAGACUUCAAACACUUCCAAUGCAACGGUGACCACUGGCCAGGGUCAGACAUUGCCGCUGUUAUCACACAUGACCAGCUACGAGCAGCAGCAGCAGCCCAAUCUAGGAGCAGCAGCUGCAGCAUCAGUCACGGCAGCAACAUCGGUGACUGCCUCGCCGGCAAUUCCCACGCUGCAAUUGCAGAGUGCUCCUUCGACAAUUGCCGAUCCACAGCAAUUGAUGGUGCCACAGCAGCAGCAGCAGCAACAGCAGGAGGAGCAACAACAGCAGCAGACUCAGCAGCAACAGCAACAGAUUCCGCCAACAAAUAUCGCGAGUGCUAGUGCCAAUAAUAGUAAUCUUAACCUAACGAAUGCGAAUGUUGUGGCCACCGCCGAGGCAUUGUCAAACGCGCUAACCUUGACCGAAGAUCAGGCGACCGCCGCAAACGCCGCUGCAGCUGCAGCCGCAGUUGCAACCGGAGCUGCAGCAGCAACAGGAGCCACAUCGACAGCAGCAGCAACGCAGCAGCAAAUCCAACAGCUACAACAGCAACCAAAUGCAGAAUCCGAGACUGAAAGCUCCAGAAUCAGCGGAAGUCGGAAGCGGGCCUUUAGCAAUCCCCACAUAGGAGGCCCCAACGAUCCCACCUUCGUCCAUCGACUGAACCCGCAACUCUACUACUACAACAAGUCGCAGUCGGGGCGGAGUUCCUUCUGCGUGGACGAGUCCCUGUGGCCCACCAGCAAUCCGAAUGGAACGGCCAGCGAUACGAAUCUGUACAUGGGUUCCAGCACGGAGGAGGACUACGAGGAGGCCAUUGACCAGUUCUCGCCCACGAUGUACACGAGGGCGGCGGCGAGUCGGGCGAUUCCGAUUCCAAGUAGUGCCGGCAGUAGUCCUCAGCAUCAUCCGCAUCUGAAUCCGCAUCCGAAUCCGCAUCCCCUUUCGCAUUCGCAGCACCAUCACUCGCAGCCGAGGAUUGCGACUGGGAUUGGUUUGGUGGGAGGAGGAGGAUUAGGAUUAGGAGGAGGAGGACCUGCGACGGCUGCUUUCAGCGCCAGUCCCUCGAUUUACGCCUACCCGCAUUCGCCCUUCUACGCCAGUUCGCCGGACACGUUGCUUUCGUCACCAGUUCAAACGGCGACCGGGAUGCCAGGAUGCCUGCAUCCGCAUCCGCAUGCCACAUCCGCAUCCCGCAUAUCCAUUAGCUACGAUCCUGCCUUCCAGCGGUUGCAAGUGCCCUUCAUGCCCGGCGAUCGAAGGCCGCGGUCGCCGCUAGAAUGCGCCACCGUUUUCGCCGCCGUGGCCGCAGCUGCCACUUGCGGUGGUGCAGGUGGUGCAGCGGAUACCAUGAUCAACAGUGCAUCUGGAACAAGUGCAGUUGCGAUUGACAACAAAAUCGAGCAGGCAAUGGAUCUGGUCAAGUCGCAUCUCAUGAUAGCGGUGCGCGAGGAGGUGGAAGUUCUGAAGGAGCGCAUAUCCGAGCUGAUGGACAAGAUCAACAAGCUGGAGCUGGAGAACAACAUUCUCAAGUCGAACAUCCCGCAGGAGACGCUGCAGCAGUUGCAGAUGCAGCUCCAGAUCGCCGGCUCAGCAGCCAGCGGCAGUGGCCGCCCCCCGGCCACGCCCGCCAUUCAGGCGGCGCCGGCGGUACAGAGUGCCGUUGCCGCUGCCGCGGGUCAGGCAGCGCAGGGCGGCCAGGUGGCCGCCGGAGCGGUAACGGGAGUUGCCACCAGCCCAGCGUCCGCAGUGGCGCCCACGACCAUUCCCAACGGCAGCGCCGAGAACGGCGGCAGUGCAGUCAAGUCAGCGGUGGCGGUGGAGCAGCAGCAGGUGACGUCAGCAGCAGCGGUACCCACAGCAAACGGUCCCAUGUCCUAAGCUGUGCUGUGGCCCAAAACACAGUGUUUGUUUUUUAAGCGCCCACGCCUUAGAAAGUGGGGGAAAAUGAACGUUUUUAAGAAUGAAAACCGUAAUGUAAACUCAGCCUGGUCUCUUUCUUAGCCAAGGAGACGGGGCCGAGGAGAGCAGCGAAAGUAUUAGGCCACUAACAACAACAACAGCAGCGGCGGAGAUGCCAACAUGUUAAGAUCAUGUUAGGCUAACCUGCGGUUAGGGACUGUUAUGUUGUUGCUGGCUGUUAAGCUGCUGCAGCCGCCGUUUUGUUAAUUUCUCGAUUGUGAUAUUUGUUUAACACACACACACACAGACUACACCCACCCACACACACACAUGUACACACGCAUCCAUAUAAAGCACACAGAUAGACUGCACGCUAACAGCGACUGCGGCUGGCGCUGUUAACGUCCGCUGUUAACUCAAACGAGUAUAGGAGCUCUUUUAACAUUGCGCUGCUGCGCUUCCACUUUUUGUUUAAUACUUUUUAUUUUUGUUUACCCGUUUGUUUCCACGUUUAUAACGCUACAAAUAAAAUCAUGAAAAUCAUAAACAAACACACCCAGAAAAACACAACCACUUACUGGACUGGCUGCAAAACAAUACUUGAGGAAAGUAGAAUUUUAGCCAGAGGAAAAACAUCAGCAGAAAUACAAAUCGAUAAAGUCAAAUAGAGUGCCAGGAAAAACAAACAGAAGAAAGAAAGGACAGAAGGGAAAUUUAUUGAAAAAAUAUGUGAUAAUUUGCAUUGUGCAGUCAGAGACAUAAGAUGUAAAUUGUAAAAAACAUAAGCAAACAAGAGAAGUAAAGGACAGGAAAGUAGGAUUCAAAUUUCCAAACAUAUUCAACUUUGAUCGAUAAAUACAAAUACAAUUUAAUGAAACAAGAAAAGGCCAGCUGCUAUUUUUAUAAUUUACUUUUAAUUACUACUUUUACUGUAAAAAAAACACAACAGCAAAUAUUAACUACAUCAUAUAUAUGAAUAUGUUUCAAAUUAAACAAAGCGAUAACAAAACACGUAGAAAAUUGUAGUAAUUAUAGUAUACUCUCAAGCUAUAUUUUAAAGAAUGUAUAGCUAUUCAAAAACAAGAAAAAGAACAACAACCAAACAAAACGAAAGCUUAUCAAAAUUGAUUGUUAAACUCUUAAACUAUCUGCAAAACAAAAAAAACCCAAAUAUAUCUGUAAAUAUUGUGUAAAACUAAAAACUAAAAUUGAGAACCAACUUCUAAAGUCACGAUGAUGAAGAUCCAAUGCAAAGAAUAUGAAAGCACGAAAUUAACAAGAUGAAAAGCUACAUUUUUAAGAUGAAGAAAAACUCGUCCUAUUUUUGUUAUAAUUAUUUAGUCGUUAAUUUGCAUUAAUCUUAAUUUGAAAAUUUCUCGAUGUUUAUACGAAAUCUGUUAUAGGAUUUUCUCCACAUUUUCUUUUUCGUUACCCACCCCGCACUCUACGACAGACAAACCCAUAAAGAUGAUUCAUGAAAAGAAGCUGAACUGCUGCAGCUAUUAGAUGGAAGUGUGAAUAACUAAAGGGCAAAGCUCCAGAGGAGAUCCCUCGCCUCCCAAAGUUGUCCCUGUCCGAAGUUGACCGCCCCGUAGACGCCAAGUUUUGUAAUGCCCAAGUGCACUCAUUUGGGGGCAGGAAUAAGAUCCUGCCCCAAAGACCCAAUGCCACACACAAUGCAGCCUGCGGAGACUCAAAUUGUCUAAGGCUAGCGUGGAAAACACUAAAAACUAAUGUCCCACAUAGGUGAGGACCAAUCAUAAUGAAUGAUGACUAAAGUGUGAAGUAAAACCAAAAAUAAUACUCCAGCUGAAGUGCCCAAAACUAGCAGUCUACGGGGCCAACCCAACAGAAGGACAUUUUGGACAGACAGACGGACGGACGAACCCUUAGUAAUUCUGUUGAAAGUAUUUCCCCUUUAUGAUUUUUAUAUGCAAUUCAGAAACCCAUCUUCACGCGUUUCAUGUUUAGUUUUUCUUCUAUGAGUUUUACAAUUUAAGCCUCUUUUUAAGCUAACUAUUAAUUUAUUAAUUAGUUUGUAAGCGCAAAAAUAAUUAAAAUAAAUCUAAACAAAUAACUGCAAA
Messenger RNA from Drosophila rhopaloa, 7650 nucleotides. RefSeq names its product protein bunched, class 2/F/G isoform (gene bun). Gene Ontology annotation, biological process: regulation of transcription by RNA polymerase II. The record is from RefSeq and is a predicted model, not a curated record. Lineage: Eukaryota; Metazoa; Arthropoda; Insecta; Diptera; Drosophilidae.